Messenger RNA from Oryzias latipes (Japanese medaka), 2438 nucleotides. RefSeq names its product mothers against decapentaplegic homolog 6-like. The record is from RefSeq and is a predicted model, not a curated record. Gene Ontology annotation, biological process: anatomical structure morphogenesis; SMAD protein signal transduction; regulation of transcription by RNA polymerase II. Gene Ontology annotation, molecular function: I-SMAD binding; transcription regulator inhibitor activity. Lineage: Eukaryota; Metazoa; Chordata; Actinopteri; Beloniformes; Adrianichthyidae. Gene Ontology annotation, cellular component: heteromeric SMAD protein complex.
GUUCGUCAAAGACUUGCAGGGGAGUGGAGGGCAAUUCUCUUUAAACAACUUCUCAGCACAGAAUCCGUACUGGAGUUUGGCGCAGCCGAUCAGCUCUGGUGGUUCAGGCGACAAAACAUCACUCGGAUUUCAGCGUUUUUGGGAGACUGAUUUCUCGGUCGAGGAAGGAGGACCAAAGGAUUUUUGUAAACUUUGUGAAUCUGAACUCAGGAUUUGGAUUGUUGGAUAGUUUUUCUUCUGCAGACUGAUACAGGCGCUUGGGGUUGUCUAAUAUGCUUUGUGAACUGUGUGCCAGAUCUCCAGAGGUCUGGGGGAGUUGACGGUUUAGUGAAGGGCUUGGAAAAUUGGUGGCUGAACCGAGUGGACAGGUCACCGAGCAGCGACUAUGCGCAGCCUUCAUCCUCAGACGCGCAGCGAUGUUUUACGCACCGUAUGACUAAACAUGUUCUGAUGCUGCGGGACGUUCGGACAAACUUGACCACCGGCUGCGCAUGCUGUGCGCGCCGAGCUUCAACUCCCAUUUUUGCGCGACAAGUGUAAAUCAAUGUGGCAUCCUCCGAGAGGCGGACGGGACCGACAGGACUCAUCCAAAGCUGUCUAAGCUGUCGUAUGUUCAAGUCGAAACGCUCAGGUCUUGUUCGGCGACUCUGGAGAAGCCGUCUGGAUAGCGACGGGCAGGAUGGAAGCAAACGAGGUGAGGCAGGACGGAACGGUCCUUGUGACAGACACUCAGGAAAGCUCCACAGGCAAGAGCAGCGCUCGGUGACACACGCUGAUGGGUCUCCAGGACUUACGAGAGAGGCAGGAGACCUGAGUGCAGAGAGGGACGACGAGGAGCAGCCUGAUGGUGACCGGCGGGGCAUGUGCGCUCCAGUGCACAGAGGCUCUCGGCCAGAUCAGGACGGGGGUGGCAGCGGGACGGUGACGUGUUGUUUGUUUGGGGAAUGGGAUCUCAGAACUCGGAGCCCCUGGGCCCCGAGAAAAGACGGAGGUGGCCCUUCUCAGUGCGCCCCGAGGCGCGCGGGGCUGGAAGAGGAACUUUUAAGCACUUCUUAUGCGUUUUUGAAAAGACUCAAGGAGAGAUCUCUUGAUAACUUGGUGAAGGCUGUAGAGGCCAAAGGAGGGAUGCCGGGGGAGUGCGUGAUGGUGCCAAGCGCGGAGCUGCGCCUUGGCGCACAGCGCAUCUCUCCUCAGUAUCUUCUGUGUACGUUGUUUCGGUGGAGCGACCUGCCCUUCUCAGCGCGACUCAAAGUGCUGUGCCACUGCCAGAGCUUCAGCGCAGCGGACAGUGCAAAGGUGUGCUGCAAUCCAUAUCACUACAGCCGGCUAUGCGGGCCAGAAUCGCCUCCUCCCCCCUACUGUCUGUCCCAUUCAGAUGAACAAAAGCCACUGGACUCACCUCUGUCUUACACUGAAAGUGCGCGCCCAUUCCUUUCCAGCUCGCCUCGUUUUAUGCCAAGAGACUACACAGACACUGGUACCUCCUUUGGCUCUUCGACUUCAGGUGGACCUCGCUCUCACUGGUGCAGUGUUGCUUACUGGGAGCAGCGCACCCGUGUCGGUCGCCUUUAUCCAGCCUACGAACCCUCGCUCAGCAUCUUUUAUGACCUACCUCAGGGCACGGGCCUCUGCCUCAGCCAGCUCCAUGCCAACGCCUACCACAGCUACCGUCACGACCCAGGCAGCCAAGGCACAAUGGGACUUCUCGUUCACCCCAGCCAUGGCAGCAGCGGGAACAGCAGCAGCAUUGUCCAACAGAUUCGCAGUAAAAUUGGUUUCGGCAUCAUACUGAGUCGUGAACCGGACGGAGUGUGGGUCUACAACCGCAGCCAGCACCCAGUGUUUGUCCACUCGCCCACUCUGGACCACCCCGGCACUCGGGGACUGAGUGUUAAAAGGGUGAUGCCGGGCUUUUCCCUCAAGGUCUUUGAUUUUGAGCGCUCCAGCUGGAUGACAGAGCACAGCGUUAAACCGGAGACCCAGGAGGGGCCCUGGGACCCUCACAGUGUUCGCAUCAGUUUUGCUAAAGGAUGGGGACCCUGCUACUCUAGACAGUUCAUCACCUCUUGUCCCUGCUGGCUGGAGGUGUUACUCAACAACCACAGAUAACAAUCACAGACUCACAGGAAGGGACCAGGCCGAGUAUCCUAAUUGUAAUCUACCUAGAUUUAAUAUAAAGUUUAUAUAUUAUAUAAAAUAUAUGAUACAUGUAAAUAUGUGAGUCCUUUUUAUUAUGCAACUAUUUAUGUAUAGUGUAAUGUGUAUAUGGACAAAAUAAAAGGAACAAGAGUAUGCACUUUGAUUCUACCGUAUAUAUGCAAAUUUCUGUGUCAUUUUGCUGAGUGUGAAAUUGAAAUAAACCUGGUUUGUGUUCUCAAAAGUCAGCAAAUCCAACAAACACUUGACACACAUGUUGUUAAUAAAGUUUUUUUAAUAAA